AUAUUUCGAGCGAGAGAGUGACCGGCUUCAUCUUUUGCAGGAGUUUCGACCAAUUAACAGUAGCUGCUUAUCCCUCUCUCUCUCUCUCUUAUGGCAGAGACCACCAUAGAGGGUCUCGCGCAAACCCUCACAAAGCAGCGAUCCGACCACCUCCUGGGACCACUGCACUCCUGCCCAACACGUUCUCCAACAAUUCUUGUAUCGCCAAAACCACGUAUUAGUAGAACUAGACCACCACUCUCUCUCCAGUACCCGCCGAAGCCCACUUCCUCUCUCUCUCCUCCCCGUCCACUCCUGGGUUUCUCCACACCCUUCUCGCCUUCUUCGCGGUCUACUUCAACUGUUUUACUUGCAACACCUGAGAGUCAAUUAAGUUUGGGAGACAGCCCUGAAACAAGAGAAUGGGACAUGCAAGAUUUUUAUUUGUUACGAAAGGAUGUUGAAACUACUUCAAAACGUGUUGAAGAGGUACGGGCCUCUUCCAGUCUAGAGCUGUUGGAAGAAGAAGUAAGACGUUUGGAGACGGCAGCAGCAGAUGACUCCUUCUGGGAUGACCGUACUAGAGCCCAACAGAUCCUGAUGGCUCUCAAUGAUGUCAAAGACAAAAUAAAGCUUCUGACUGAGAUCAAAACACAGGUUGAAGAUGCAGAAACAAUAGUUAAUCUUACUGAGGAGAUGGAUUCUAUUGACGGUGCACUUCUUCAAGAGGCUGUCAGUCUCGUAAAAGAAUUGAACAAGGUAUUGGAUCGGUUUGAGCUGACACAACUGCUUUCUGGUCCAUAUGACAAAGAAGGUGCUGUCCUCUACAUCACAGCUGGUGCUGGGGGUACUGAUGCUCAGGAUUGGGCUGACAUGGUUCUCAGAAUGUAUGUGAGAUGGGGAGAAAAGCAGCGAUACAAAACAAAAGUGGUUGAAAUGUCCUCGGGAGAAGAAGCUGGGAUUAAGUCAGCAACGGUUGAAAUUGAAGGUCGAUAUGCCUAUGGGUAUUUGUCUGGAGAGAAAGGAACACACCGCAUUGUGCGACAAUCUCCUUUUAAUGCAAAAGGUCUUCGGCAGACAAGCUUUUCUGGUGUUGAAAUCAUGCCUCUUCUUCCUGAUGAGUCAAUGGCUGUUGAAAUACCUGAGGAAGACUUGGACAUCAGUUUUUCAAGGGCAGGUGGGAAAGGAGGUCAGAAUGUGAAUAAAGUUGAAACUGCUGUCCGAAUAACCCAUAUCCCCACUGGGGUCACUGUUCGCUGUACAGAAGAGAGAACCCAACUGGCGAAUAAGACCAAGGCUCUAAGCAGGUUGAAAGCCAAACUAUUGGUAAUCGCUGAGGAGCAACGAGCAAUGGAAAUUAAGCAGAUAAGAGGGGAUGCAGUGAAGGCUGAAUGGGGCCAACAAAUAAGAAACUACAUUUUUCAUCCCUACAAACUAGUGAAGGAUGUUAGGACUGGGCUUGAGACUUCAGACGUUGUCUCUGUGAUGGAUGGUGAAUUGGAUCCCUUCAUCAAAGCUUAUCUCAAAUACAAAUACAGCAUGGCCAUGGCGACGGCAGUUGGGAUAAAAUGACCAUUAACCCGUGAUUUUCUUAGUCUGUUACCGCGUAAUUGUAUGUGCGUUUUUUUGCCCAUCAGGAAGGAGGAAAAUCUGCAUGUGUUUUGGUGUAUUUCCGUAUUUUCGCCCUUUAGUGACCAGUUGUGGUAAUAUUCAUAAGCCCUGGAGAGAAGUAAUUAUCCCAACUCAUCCUAUCUCAUGGGCCUCUUGGCCCAAGUUGCCCGAGAAAUUAAAGAUGAAACUGUUGUCAAAUCUAUUUAAACAUGGUUUAUUCUCUGAGCACGAGCAAACGUAGACAAGCUAUGCAUGGGAAUAUCAAUUGUAAUCUUGUAAUAAUGUGCAAUUUCAGUUAUGUAGUUACAAGAGUUCUUAAUAACAAUGGCAUUUUAGCGUCA
Messenger RNA from Rhododendron vialii, 1931 nucleotides. RefSeq names its product peptide chain release factor PrfB1, chloroplastic. Gene Ontology annotation, molecular function: translation release factor activity, codon specific. The coding region runs from base 91 to 1551 and encodes 486 amino acids. Gene Ontology annotation, biological process: translational termination. The transcript has 7 exons. NCBI's taxonomy places the organism in Eukaryota, Viridiplantae, Streptophyta, Magnoliopsida, Ericales, Ericaceae. Gene Ontology annotation, cellular component: cytoplasm. The record is from RefSeq and is a predicted model, not a curated record.